CUAAAACACUAGCCUUGUUUAAAUCCCUUAUAAAAGGUUUCCAUCCCACUCACCUGGUACUCCACAGACCGCAUAACAGCCACUUGCUUCAUCCUGCCUGUGCAUUAGCGGGGGCUUUUCCUCUUUCCUCAGCAGGACUCGAAGAUGCCGCAGUUACUGCGAAACAUUAAUGGGAUCAUUGAAGCCUUCAGGCGCUAUGCCAGGAUGGAGGGCGAUUGCGCAGUGCUGGAAAGAGGGGAGCUGAAAAGGCUCCUGGAGAAAGAGUUCGCUGACGUCAUCGUGAAACCCCAUGAUCCGGCCACUGUGGAUGAAGUCCUGCGCCUGCUGGAUGAAGAUGACACAGGGACAGUGGAAUUCAAGGAAUUCUUGGUCUUGGUGUUCAAAGUCGCCCAGGCCUGUUUCGAGACACUGAGUGAGGGUCUUGAGGGAGCGUGUGGAUCUCAGGAGUCUGGCCAUGAUACCCCUGCAGCCACCCAAAAGCCAGGGGAAGGACAGAGAAGCAGCCCUGCAGUGGGAAGCCCUGGGAACAGACAAGGCCCUGCAGGGAGCAGCGACGCACAGAGUGAGCAGGCUUCUGGGGGGCCAGGAGGGCCUGGGCCACAGACCCAGGGUGAGGACAUCAGCUCUGCUCAGGUCAGUCACCAGGACAGGCAAUUGGAGUCCCAGGGACAGGAGGGAGUGAGCCAGUCUACACAAGCAAGGGGUCACGUGGAGCAGGCCCAGAGAAUGCGAGAAGACAAGAGUCCUCAGACCAGAGAGAGGGGGACAGAGAGACAGCCGCAGGCCAGGGAACAGGACAGAGCCCACCAGACAAGUGAGGCUGGCACUGGAACCAUAACUCAGACCCACACAAGUACCACUCAGACGGUGGAACAAAAUAAGAGCCAUCACACAGGAAGCGCCAGCACCCAGCCACGGGAGUCCACCAGAGGGACUGAGACCCACGGUCAAGAUGGGAGGCAGACUAGCCAAGUGGUGACAGGAGGACACACUCAGGCAGAGACAAGGUCACAAACCCAGACGGUGGAACAAAACAGGAGCAAUCAGACUGGAAGUGUCAGCACACAACCACGGGAGUCCACCUAUGGCCAGAUCAGAGGAACUGAAGCCCACAGUCAAGACAGGAACCAGACAAGCCAAGUGGCAACAGGAGGAAACAUUCAGACACAGACAAGGUCACAAACCCAGACACACACUCAUACCGCGGAGCAGGACAGGAGCCAUCAGACAGGAAGUGUCAGCACCCAGCCACGGGAGUCCACCAGAGGGACUGAGACCCACGGUCAAGAUGGGAGGCAGACAAGCCAAGUGGUGACGGGAGGACACACUCAGACACAGACAAGGUCACAAACCCAGACGGUGGAACAAAACAGGAGCAAUCAGACUGGAAGUGCCAGCACCCAGCCACGGGAGUCCACCAGAGGGACUGAGACCCACGGUCAAGAUGGGAGGCAGACAGGCCAAGUGGUGACAGGAGGACACACUCAGGCAGAGACAAGGUCACAAACCCAGACACACACUCAUACCACGGAGCAGGACAGGAGCCAUCAGACAGGAAGUGUCAGCACCCAGCCACGGGAGUCCACCAGAGGGACUGAGACCCACGGUCAAGAUGGGAGGCAGACAAGCCAAGUGGUGACAGGAGGACACACUCAGGCAGAGACAAGGUCACAAACCCAGACACACACUCAUACCGCGGAGCAGGACAGGAGCCAUCAGACAGGAAGUGUCAGCACCCAGCCACGGGAGUCUACCUGCAGCCAAGCCAGAGGGACUGAGACCCACAGUCAAGACGGGUAUCAGACGAGACAGGUUGUGACAGGAGGACACAUUCAGACACAGCCGGGGUCACAAACCCAGACACACACUCAGACCAGGGAGCUUGACAGGAGCCAUCAGAGAGGAAACACUAGCAUCCAGUCACAGGAGUCCAUCAGAGGCACUGAGAUCCACAGUCAGGACGGGUAUCAGUCGAGACAGGCUGUAACAGGAGGACACAUUCACACACAGGGAGGUGCCCCCCAGGCCGUGGAACAGGACAGGGGCCAGAUUACAAGCCACACCGGGGCAGGAGAACAGGGCCAGACCCAGAGGCAGUCAGGCAGUAGUCAAAGACAGACACAGGUGAGCAACAGCGAGGCAGGAGAGACAGUGCUGGGAGGGCAGGCCCAGACUGGGGCGAGCACUGUGACGGGCCGACGGGACACGAGCGGUGCCCACCCACCGUGCAGUGUGACAGGAGGUCAGGGAGAAAGAGAUCCCACCGCGGUUCAGCAGGAGUGGGUUGAUGACCACACGAGGGAGACAGUGAUCCGAAGGCAGGACCAGGGCAGUCUGCACACUAGUGUCCCUUCAGCACCAGGCCGGGAGGCAGCCCAGCUAGAAGGGAAGCGAGGACUCACAGCGAGGGGACUGUAUUCCUACUUCAAAAGCAGCAAGCCGUGAGGGCCCCGGCCCCGGACUCCGGGGCCCAGCGCAGAGAAGAGCAGACAGCAGUUGGCUUGCUGGCCCUGGCCAGUCCGGUUAGCAAGUCCCUUAAUGUUAGCUCUUCAUCGCGGUACUUCGCUCUUAGUUCUUUCUCAGUGAGGCCAUUUCUGCAAGGUGAUUGCUAUCCUAAAAUUUUCUCUCUUACCUGCUUUGCUGAGCAGACGCUCUCAGGGGCAAGAAGACAUGGAACAACUCAUCCCUUUGUGCCACGUUUUCCUUAGCUUGUGGGGGGUUUCAGUUACUUUUAUAGAUUCUGUUGUCUGCCCAUUGCCUCAUCUAUCCUAAUGAAUCAAUAAAAGCUUCCUAAGCAA
Cervus elaphus (red deer) is the source of this 2798-nucleotide messenger RNA. It is a transcript of the gene CRNN, whose product is annotated as cornulin. The record is from RefSeq and is a predicted model, not a curated record. Gene Ontology annotation, biological process: positive regulation of cell cycle G1/S phase transition; cellular response to cytokine stimulus; regulation of phosphatidylinositol 3-kinase/protein kinase B signal transduction. Gene Ontology annotation, cellular component: cytoplasm. Bases 145 to 2445 code for a protein of 766 amino acids. Gene Ontology annotation, molecular function: calcium ion binding; transition metal ion binding. Lineage: Eukaryota; Metazoa; Chordata; Mammalia; Artiodactyla; Cervidae. The transcript has 3 exons.